Messenger RNA from Closterium sp. NIES-65, 5382 nucleotides. The record is from the annotation of a GenBank genome assembly. Lineage: Eukaryota; Viridiplantae; Streptophyta; Zygnematophyceae; Desmidiales; Closteriaceae.
AUGCUACCGUACCUCUUUCCCGACCUUGCUUCUUUUGCCACAGUCGCCGACCUCAUUACCCACCUGCGCACUAGUGACGCUCGCUUCCGCGCUGCGCUUCCUGCUGAGUUCUGCGCCAAGAACCCCCCCCCCCACUACUUCACUCUCUACUACAUUGUCACCCGCCUCCCUGACUCCCUCCGCGGAGUCAGGGACGACUUACUCUCAGUCUGCCCCACCACUCUCACUGUUAACAUCCUCGAGAAGUCCCUCCUAGCAGCCGAGAAGAGCAUUCUCGCUGUAGGGGCCUCUCGUGGUGACCCGCGCACCCCCAUCUUUGAGGGGUGUUCCCCCUCCCCCCUCCUGCCCUCUGUCGCCUCUGCUGCUACGGCCGACCUAGUUGGUUUUGAGUCGGUCGGUGCGGCGUCUGCCCCCAGUGGGAGACGUCGCUCUAGCAAGGGCAAAGGGGGCAGGAGCGGUGGUGGAGGCGGCGGGGGCGGUGGGAGCGGCGGUGGAGGCAGCGGAGGAGGUGGGGGUGGUAGCGGGAGUGGUUUCGGGAGUGGAGGUGUCAGCGGCGGCAGUGGAGGCGGGGGUGGCAGCGGCGGUGGUGGUGGGAGUGGAGGCGGAGGCGGCGGUGGCGGCAGCGACGGUGGGAGUGGCGGUGGCAGCGGAGGUGGUGGCGGCGGCGGCGGAGGAGGCGGCGGAGGAGGUCGUGGCUCGUCGCAGAGGAGUGGCUCCGGUGGCGGUCAGCGCCAACAACAGCGGCAGCAGCGUGGUCAGGAGACCCUCUCCCCGCAGCAGCUCCGUGAGUGGUACGCUGCACGUCAGAGGGGUGGGGGUACUGGUCCGUGCACCUACGUCUUGCGCACGGGCGACCGUGCGGGUGAGCCGUGUGGUGGUCCACACCCCGCCCAGCGCUGCUUCGGCCGCCUGACUGACGCUUGGCGCCGCCAGUUUCCUGACGCCUCUGAGAUCCCUCGCUGGGACCAGCUGUCUAGGGCAGGCGUAGCUAUCUUUGAUCUUGACUUUGAUGCUAUUCUUGCUGCCAUAUAUGCUGUGACCAUUAGUGAGGAGGGUGACUGUUACCGGUGUUUCCCGCCCGACCCGGGCAUUGGUACUGCGGCUCUAGGUGCUGUUGAGGCUGCUACUCCAGGUGCUGGUGAGGCUGUCGCUCUAGGUGCCAGUGAGUCUGUGUCCUCAGGUGCUGGUGAGUCUGCUCUCUCAGGUACUACGUCGGCUCCGCCCUCUCUCACCUUCACUCUUGACUCAGGGGCGUCUCGCUCCUUCUUUCGAGACCGCACCACACUCACGCCGCUUAGUCGGCCAGUGGCGGUCUCCCUGGCGGACCCCUCUGGGGGUCCUGUUCUGGCUCGCUACUCCACUGUCCUGCCGUGCCCUGCGGUCCCGUCUGGCGCCCUGUCCGGUCUCUACCUCCCCUCGUUCUCUACGAACUUGGUGGCGGGUGCUAACCUACAGGAUGCAGGGGUCGACCAGUUCACCCCUGCACGCCGACGGGACACCUACUGCACGGACGCGGACACGGGUCGACACUUGACCACGUUCACACGUGGGCCGGGGUCGAGCAUGUACACACUCACUAUUCCGUCUCCUCCUCCUGCGUCUGGUCAGGUAGCUGCGUCGGGUCAGGUGUUUGCUGCAGCGUCCAGGUCUGGUCCUGAGUCUGCCCCCUGCUCGUGUCGCCUCCUGUCCCACGAGACCCUCCUGUGGCACCACAGGAUGGGUCACCCCUCCCUGCCUCGUCUCCGGGGCAUGGCCUCUCGCCUUCUUGUCUCUGGCCUUCCCCGGUCCCUCCCUCCCCUUCCUCCGGGGCCUGGCCCUCCCUGUGUCCCCUGUGUCGAGGGUCGCCUGCGGGCUACCCCUCACUCCUCCCCGUUUCCUCCGACGGAGGCCCCGAUGCAGACGCUUCACAUGGACGUGUGGGGCCCAGCCCGCGUCCGUGGACAGGGUCACGAGCGCUACUUCCUGCUGGUGGUUGACGACUACUCGCGUUACACCUUAGUCUUCCCCUUGCGCAGCAAGGGUGAGGUCACUGAGAAUGGGAUUGCUGAGCGCCGCAUCGGCAUUGUCAUGGACGUCGCCCGUACGUCCAUGGUGCAUGCGGAUGCCCCCCAUUUUCUGUGGCCGUUUGCGGUGAGGUACGCCGCACAUCAGAUCAACCUUCAGCCCAGGGUCUCCAGACCGGAGACCUCUCCAGCUUUGCUGUGGACGGGGAAGGUUGGCGAUGCGUCGGCGUUCCGUGUCUGGGGAUCUCGGGCGUUUGUCCGCGACUUGUCUGCGGACAAGCUGUCCCCUCGUGCUCCUCCUUGCGUCUUCCUGGGCUUCCCCCCUGACGCACCUGGGUGGCAGUUUUACCACCCCACCUCUCCUCGUGUUCUGUCCUCCCAGGACGUCACAUUCGACGAGUCGGUUCCCUUCUACCGGCUCUUCCCCUACCGCACUCCGUCCCUCCCCCCCCCGCCCCUCUUCCUGGUCCCAGGUCCCCCCCUGGUAGACCCCCUCCCCCCUCAGGGUCCUGCCCCUUCAGGUGUGUCUCAGGUAGACGCGGUCGAGCCUGUCGAGGUCACUGGUGACUCUGGUGCUGCUGCGGGUGCGGAGCCUCGGGUGCUGAGACUGGGGGUGCUGAGACUGGGGGUGCUGAGCCUGGGGGUGCUGAGACUGGGGGUGCUGAGCCUGGGAGUGCUGCGCCUGGGGGUGCUGAGCCUGGGGGUGCUGUGCCUGGGGGUGCUGAGCCUGGGGGUUCUGCGUCCGGGAGUGCUGCGCCUGCUGCUUCUGUUCCUGGUGGUUCUCCAGACCGGUCUUCGCGCCGCGAGCCGCUCUCUCCUCUGGAGCUGCGUGAGUGGUUUGCCCGGCGCUGGAGGCGAGCUGCUGGAGCCGAGGGUACUGCGGGUGCUGCAGGUUCCGUUGCUGCCGAGGGAGCUGGUACCACGGGUCCCGGAGGUGCUCGUACUGCGGGUACUGGAGCUGCUGGGCCCGGGGGUGCCUCUGGAGCUGGAGCUGCUGCGGGUGCUGGCGCUGAGGCUACGACUGUCGGUCCUACUGCGGGUACUUCUGCAGCUGCUGGUGGUGCUUGAGUUGGAGCUGCUACUGGUGCUGGUGCUGCCUCUGGAGGUGUUGGUGCUGUCCCUGCUGUCUCUGGCGGUGCUGCGCGGCCUCGGCCGUACUUCGUUCCGCUCCUUCAGCAGGUUCUUGUCACAGUUACAGCCCGCCUCUCCCCUGCCUUCUCCUUCUCCCUACGCUGGUCCUACUGGAGGUCUUGCUGAGCGUCGUGAGCUUGCGUCCCGCCCUGCGUCGCCAGUCCGAGCUGCUCGCUCUAGUGGUCGCGGUUCGCGUCAGCGUCCUCCUCCUGUCCCUGGCACACACCAGAUGUCUCUGCGUCCGUCCACUGCUCCUCUGCGUGCCCCUUUGCCUUCUCCUCCUCAGUCUUCUCUUCCUACACUUGCCGACCCGGAGUCGGACUCUCGUCGUGCUGCCAGUCCUACUGUCACGCGUCUUCUUGCUUCUCUUGUCACUGACCCUUCCUUUGAGUCCGCUGCUGCGUCUGCCCUAGUUGCUGAGCUGGUCGACUUUGCUGCUGCGUGUCGUCUGGACUACGCUGCCAGUCUUGUUGCUGAGUCGGCUGAGUCUGCUCAGUCUGCGUCUGCUGCGUCUGCGUCUGCCUGUCCUCCGUCCGUCGGGGGUGACUGUGCUCUUGGCACGGACGUCCUUGAGGACAGGCAGGAGGAGUUCCAGUGCUUUGCCGCCGCUUUGCCCCAUCUCGUGUCCAUGCUUGUUGCCCCUGAGGGAGACCCGGAUGCUCUAGACAUCCCGACCCCACGCUCUUACGCAGAGGCGAUGGCCGGUCCCUACUCCUCUCAGUGGCAGUCAGCCAUAGACGCAGAGAUGGCUUCCUGGAAGUCCACAAGCACCUACGUUGACGCUGUCCCCCCUCCUGGGGCGAACAUCGUCAGUGGCAUGUGGAUCUUCAGGAUGAAGCGGCCGCCGGGUUCUCCGCCUGUCUUCAAGGCGUGUUACGUGGCUCGUGGCUUCAGUCAGCAACAGGGAGUUGACUUCUUUCAGACCUUCUCCCCGACCCCGAAGAUGACCACUCUUCGGGUUCUACUGCACGUCGCUGCUCAGCGUGACUACGAGCUACACUCUCUUGACUUCAGCACUGCUUUCCUGCAGGGCCGCCUGCACGAGGAGAUCUGGCUGCGCCGCCCUCCUGGCUUCACUGGGUCGUUCCCUCCUGGUACCCAGUGGAGCCUCCGGCGGCCAGUCUACGGUCUCCGCCAGGCGCCGCGUGAGUGGCACGACACACUGAGGACUACACUUGCGGCUCUUGGGUUUGCUCCUUCUACUGCUGACCCGUCGCUGUUUCUGCGCACCGACACCUCGCUGCCGCCGUUCUACAUCCUCGUGUACGUCGACGACUUGGUCUUUGCCACUGCGGACACUGCUGCACUCGCCCAUGUGAAGUCCGAGCUGCAGAAGAGACACACGUGCACAGACCUGGGUGAACUGACAAGCUAUCUUGGCUUGCGGAUCACCCGGGACAGAGCACGCCGCACCAUUACCCUGACUCAGUCACACAUGGUGCAGCAGGUCCUUCAGCGCUUCGGCUUCACGUACUCCUCGCCUCAGUCCACUCCUCUGCCUACGGGACACUCGCUCUCAGCUCUGCCUUCGGAUGAGUCCGUAGAGUCGAGUGGUCCGUAUCCAAAGCUUGUGGGCUGCCUCAUGUACCUGAUGACCUGCACUCGACCUGACCUCGCAUACCCUCUCAGCAUCUUAGCACGCUAUGUUGCUCCCGGCCGUCACCGGAAGGAGCACAUGGAUGCAGCUAAGAGGGUGUUGCGUUACUUGUGCAGUACGUCGGGCAUGGAGCUAGUGCUUGGAGGGCGUGAGCGGCCUGUGCUCACUGGGCACUCAGACGCUUCUUGGGCUGACGACCAGGCUACUCAGAGGUCGUCUCAGGGUUACACCUUCAGUCUUGGCUCUGGCUCUGUCUCUUGGCGCUCUACUCGCUCUUCUUCGGUUCUCAGCUCCAGCUGUGAGGCUGAGAUCUACGCCACGGCCAUGGCUGCCCAGGAGCUUCGCUGGCUCACCUACCUGCUGACUGACCUUGGAGAGCGGCCUCGUUCUCCUCUAGUGCUGUACGUCGACAACAAGGCAACCAUUGCCUUGUGUCAGGAGCACAGACUGGAGCAUAGGACGAAGCACAUUGCUCUGCGCUACUUCCUUGCUCGAGAGCUGCAGCAGCGUGGUCAGCUUCGCCUGCGUUUCGUGGCCACUGAGGCCAACACUGCUGAUGUGUUCACCAAGGCACUUCCGCCUCGUGACCAUCAGCGCUUUUGCACUCUGCUAGGCCUUGUGCCCACUGGGCCUCACUUGCUUACCUCUUGA